GUCGUCUAUAAACCACUAUCAAAAUCCCCAUGACAUUAACAGCUUCAUAUCCCAACAUACAUUCUCUCACACAAACUUCUUUUUGUAUUAUCUCUUCUUCUUUUCCAAAAGUAAGUUACCCAAUCCAUCAGAGUCCACUGCAACUGUAAUCCGUCUGUCUCCGAUCCUUUGGAUAAACUAAGAUUUAGCAUGGCCUCAACUUGCAUAUCAAACUGUGUGGAUGCCAAAGCCCCCGUCAGAGCCACCUAUGUAAACCUCUACAAGUGGCCGGAAUCCGACGUCGAAUUCGUAAGGUCAUUGAGCUCUAACGGACGCAAGAAUGGCGGCGGCCACGGUGGUGCCGCUGGUCUCAUGCAUCCUACGGUGGUGGACAGUAUUUCGUGUCGACAGUUAUAUUUAAGAAGCUACACUUUCUCAAGGGAUGACGAGUUAAACGCAGCUAAACGUAAGAGAAGUUGUAGAAGAUUCAGGGACAGGGUGUCUGCGGCUAACAAAAGAAAGCGAAAGCUAAGAGGCGGUGGUAGCAGCAGCUGUAGUAGCCAUGGCUGCGAAGGUGGCGCCGGUAGUAGAAGGAAGAAACGCACGGGGUUUAGAAGGGCCAAGGAAAUGUCAUGUGUUGCCCUGGCGGCGAUUUUCAGGCGGUUGCUUUCUUGCACCACCAAGGUUGAUGUGGUUGGUUGAUCAUUAUAAAUAAUAUUUCUUCUUUUUUCUUUUC
This is a messenger RNA of Coffea arabica (coffee), 715 nucleotides long. RefSeq lists its product as uncharacterized. Lineage: Eukaryota; Viridiplantae; Streptophyta; Magnoliopsida; Gentianales; Rubiaceae. The record is from RefSeq and is a predicted model, not a curated record.